Molecule: messenger RNA, 1873 nt
Organism: Etheostoma spectabile (orangethroat darter)
Lineage: Eukaryota; Metazoa; Chordata; Actinopteri; Perciformes; Percidae
Gene: cited1
Product: Cbp/p300-interacting transactivator, with Glu/Asp-rich carboxy-terminal domain, 1
Exons: 2
Coding region: 263-838 (191 amino acids)
Biological process (GO): regulation of DNA-templated transcription
Cellular component (GO): nucleus
Molecular function (GO): transcription coactivator activity
Source: RefSeq, a predicted model, not a curated record
ACACACGCCGGGCUGGUCAGUGAGGAGAGAGCGAGGCACUAAAUGCUUUUUAUUCAGUGAGGAGCUCAUUGAGGAGCUGAACCCUCCAGAGUCUCUGUCGGUGCGCACACUUCAGCCUCUGAUUCUCUGAAAAUAUUGGUUCAACUUCCGUUUACUGGCUUUUAUCUCCACAACGACCACUUCGGACUCUUUACAUCUACUUUUAUUUGACUUCUCUGGGCUGCACCGGGCUUCUCUCCCAGGCUCUGGUGUUUUCCUGGUGAUGACCUCACUGCUGUUUCCUGGCAACGCCCACGCUGCGAUGAAGGACCUCUCUUCUUCCUCCAAUCCUCUCAGCUCCCUGCUCCACUACCCGUCCUCCAAAACCUCUGUCGUGCCGUUCUCCCCAUCCGCCGGCGCUGCCACCUCGCCCGGGUCCACGCUGUCGUCGGUGCCGCUCUCCAAACCACAGCCCUUCUGCCUCCAGACGGGGCCGCACCUCCUCGCCAGCAUGCAGCUGCAGAAGCUCAACUCGCACUACCAGAACCUCGCCGGAGCUUCUGCCGGACACCCAGCACCCGGUGGCGCUCAAAGGGGCUUCAGUGCCUCGCCUCUGGGCACGGGAAACCAGCUUCUGGGGCCGUCUGGAGGCCUCGGCGGAGGGGGGCUGGGCGUCGGCAUCGGCAUGGGGAACCAAAGCUCCGGCGCGGGUGGAAUAAUCGACUUUGACCCCGUGGACGAGGAGGUUCUCAUGUCGCUGGUGGUAGAGCUGGGUUUGGACCGAGCCAACGAGCUGCCCGAGCUCUGGCUGGGUCAGAACGAGUUUGACUUCAUGUCAGACGUGCCGGCCGGGUGCUGACCUAUGAGAAAAGAAACCACUGAGAUCCGUAGGUAGCGGCGGAAUUGAUUGACAAAGGGAGCAAAGACUUUCUCUCCUCUGUUUUGUUGUUCUCUUUCCUCCCUUUCUUGGUUGAUAAAAUGAGGAAACGGAAGAGACGCUGAGCGAUUAAAAGAAAGACACUAGAGGCAUACUCUUGUUUCUAUUUUGCGUUCAUACGUGUGCACACAGACUGAUAAAAGCAAAAAAAGACAGCUUGCUGUCAAACUUGUUUUGUCAAAGAGAGCAAACUGUUUUUCGCUUCAUACAAUCAGUGCAUUUUUCUUUUCUUGGAUGAAACUGGGGGUUGAAACCAACCUGACGGGAUUAAGAAGUCUUUGGUUUUGGCUCAUCACAUUCUGAUUUUUUUUUUUCUCCAUUUCAUUUAAAGAAAACAACAACAAAGCAGAAACGAGGACUCGUUCUGCCACUGCUCCGUCACGCUGGCUUAAUAAAAACGAUGUGGUUGGAGACGUUUCUAACCUUUUUUUUUGGAUAAAAAAAAAAAAAAAGCAGUAAAGAUGACAUCGACACACCUAUCCGACUUUCUUAGUUCUGUUCUCUCUCCAUCAACUUAAGGAAGCACGACAUUACGGGAGAUUUGUGAAGGAUGUCAAACACUACAUUUCCUGUUUUCUUAACGGACAAUAUUAGACUCUGGUCUCACGGGAAAGAGACUCCUGUCCCUCGCCUUCACAAAGACCCUGAUUGUCUGAGAACUGGUUAUCUCAAUGUACGUUUCUUUCCUUACCUUUUUUUUUUUUUUGUUUGAAUUAAGUUCAACCAGUCGCAUUCUCAGAACUUGUUAUUUAAGACAGUGGCUGAUAUCCAUCUGGACUUCUGGACAAGGAGCGCUUCUGUGGCGCGUCUAUAAUCGGUUCUACUUUUCUGAACAUAAUGAAUUAGAUCAAGGGAUGGGGAAUCUUUCGGAGCAUGGGACCUGAAUGGAGUAAAUUGUUUCUUGCUCUGGAACACAGCCUCAUUAAAACUCAUUAAAUCGAGGCCUUGUGAGUCGCC